CUUGGGAGCUUGACCCGGUGGAGAUGUGGUGGAGAGAUCGUCAGCCAUAUCUUGCAUCCCGAGGGUAUAUGUUACGUCCCCGAUAUCGUGCAGGAUGGAAACCUUCCUGGAUUGGUACCAAUGUUGACCCAGAAUUCUGUGAAGAUGCUAUCGAUCAGAUGCUCCCUCAGAUUCUGGAUGCAACUCGUCCAGACGGAACUGUAGUUGCGCUCAAACAUACAAAGCGCACCACGCAGGAAAUUGCUAUAGCUCGGUUCUUAUGCUCCGAGAGAUUUAAAGGAGAUCCGCGAAACCACUGUGCCCCUGUUUUAGACGUAUUUCCUGAUCCUGUGGAUCCUACGAUGGUGUUCUUUGCCAUGCCCUUGUUGCGCCCUUUCGAUGACCCAGAAUUCGGUGCCUUCGGCGAGGUGCUCGAUUUCAUAGGGCAAACCCUUGAGGGUAUUGCAUUCAUGCACAGCUUAAAUGUCGCGCAUCGCGAUUGCGCGGGUCCCAAUAUCAUGAUGGAUGCCCGUCCCCUCUAUCCGGAAGGAUGGCAUCCCGUCCGACGUGAUCUCUCUCCUGAUGCUAUCCACCAAGUGAAGCCUCUUCAGCGGGUCGACGCUCCAGUACGCUAUUAUUUUGUGGACUUCGGGCUAUCCACCCGUUUGGACAGCGAGAGAAAGCUUGUAGUAGGUGGGAAGGGGCGGGACCAGGAUGUCCCCGAACUAUCCUGGACCACUCCCUACGAUCCCUUCAAGGUAGAUAUUUUCACUCUAGGGCACCUAUAUCAGGCAGCAUUUUACGAGAAGUUUCACGGAAUGGAGUGCCUUCUUCCUCUCAUACAGGCUAUGAUGGCCCAGGAUCCCGGCCAGCGCCCCACCGCUGAAGCUUCGAUAAACAUAUUCACCACCUUGCGUGCAAAUAUCAAUCCUUCUGCACUGAGAAUGAAGUUGCGACGACAAGAUGAAACUAUUUCAGAACGGAUUAUAAAAUGGUUCGCGGGAUAAUAAGCCAGAGCGCCGCGUGAUGCAGAGCUUUGGCUACUUUCCGGCAACCUUGGGCAGGUUAUCGACUUCGCUGGUAGAUGGUCGGGUCAAGCCCAACCGUCGACAUAGGCGCCGUAUGCAGCGUGCGCUAUACGCCCAUGGACGAUACCGGCCCAUAAGCGCUGUAUUCGAAUGCAGCGGAACGACACUAUGCAAACAGCAUACGCAACAAGCGAAAACAGGCGGGCCUUAGUCAUUACGAUUGACAUCGAUCUAUCUGUCUUCCGGAGUGGGCAGUGGCCCUUCUCGCUACAGGCAACCUUUACGACAAACAGCGUGGGACAAGGGGUGUAAUGGCCAGACGUUGGUCGGAUUAGAAGGUAUGGCAUAUACACUGUGCAGGGAAGAACCUGGGCGGGGAUGGAAAUCGUGUCGAGCCAUUCGUUCUACUUCUUAAUGUCUCGCCGUACCAGUAUAUCUGCGUAUUGAAGAAUAGUGAACUGCACCAUUGCUCAACCUUACUAACCC
Molecule: messenger RNA, 1493 nt
Organism: Gloeophyllum trabeum ATCC 11539
Lineage: Eukaryota; Fungi; Basidiomycota; Agaricomycetes; Gloeophyllales; Gloeophyllaceae
Exons: 6
Coding region: 24-986 (320 amino acids)
Biological process (GO): protein phosphorylation
Molecular function (GO): ATP binding; protein kinase activity
Source: RefSeq, a predicted model, not a curated record